AUGGCUUAUCAAUCACUUGCUCUUCUUGCUGUCAUCAUUGUGGCCAUUGUUGGUGCUUUCGCUCAGGCUCCAUCUACCUCUUCCACGACCUCUCCAGCUCCGAUGACCUCUUCGUUUGAUUCCACCUCAUCCCCAAUGACCUCUUUUGAGACUUCAUCUCCGACGAGCUCACAAGAUUCCUCUACCUCGCCAGACCUCUCCACCUAUGCUCCAUCAAUCUCUGUGGCUCCUGCAUUCUCGUCGGAUUCUACCAGCUCCAAUAGUGCUCAAUCACCAACGCCGGAGAUAGCUCCGACCGGUUCUCCCUCUGUUGAGACUUCGCGCUUGUUUACAAAUGAUUUUUUUGGCUGA
This is a messenger RNA of Benincasa hispida (wax gourd), 351 nucleotides long. The record is from RefSeq and is a predicted model, not a curated record. NCBI's taxonomy places the organism in Eukaryota, Viridiplantae, Streptophyta, Magnoliopsida, Cucurbitales, Cucurbitaceae.